Lodderomyces margitis is the source of this 1707-nucleotide messenger RNA. RefSeq lists its product as uncharacterized. NCBI's taxonomy places the organism in Eukaryota, Fungi, Ascomycota, Pichiomycetes, Serinales, Debaryomycetaceae. The transcript has a single exon. The record is from RefSeq and is a predicted model, not a curated record. The coding region runs from base 1 to 1707 and encodes 568 amino acids.
AUGUCACAUAGAUCAUUAUACAAGGGCAAAAGGUUUGAUAAAGAAGGUACAUCGUCGGCUUCGUCUUCGCGGGCUCAAUCAGCCAUUGGAACGCCAAUACGGUCUGAUGACUCUGAUUAUGAAAGCGAUUAUGAAGAAGGCGAGUUACUUAAAAUUGAAGAAAUCUUGCGAGAGAAACUUAGCAACUUGAACCAACAAGAUAUGGGAGAAAUGGCUAAAGAGGACCGAAUAAGUUCCGGAGAUAGACGUCAAUAUGAAGCUCACCAGUUGAAUAAUAAACGGAUUCAAGAAAAUUCCAAUAUUAAUGAGAUUGUUAAAUCACUUACUUUUUCACGUACUGAUAUCAGUUCGAGGUCAAGGGAACUCUUGUUGGCGCAACUUUAUAAGAUUGUUGUUUCUAAACCAUUGGUUGUUUACAAUGAAGAGAAUUUGGGCAACCGAUUGAAUUAUGUUGAUGAAGAUACAGUCAAUACCUUGAUCAAUCAGUUUACUAGUGGCAAUUAUCGAAGCGAAUUGGAGUUUUUAUACUUGUAUCGGUCAUUAGUUGCUUUAAUUUGCAGUGAUAUCGAUGAAUUUGGCGGGUUGAUUAGCAAUGACUUGUUAACCAAGAUUAACCAUUUGAUCACUGAGCCAACAAAUAGUUUAGUGACGGCUGAGAACAAGGCAAAUGUAAUAUUGGGAUACACUGCAUUAACUGUGGUGCUACAUAAUGGAUCUUCAAGUUUUGGAGUCGAUGACAAGGUCAAUAUGUUGAUGGAGAUAGCUGAGGGGUAUAGUGCUAGUGCAUUAGCUUUGCAAAAGGAGGUGGAGCAAGGUGAUCGUGAACAUUCUACAUUUAUAACUGACAAGAAUUUGGAUAAAAGAUUGGUAAAUGAAGCCAAUGCCAAAGUAGUGGCGGAAGCGUCAGUUGCGGUUGCUGCUAUACACGGCGUGGGUUGCUUAUUAACCUUAUUGCGUCGAGGUGAAUUUAUGAAUGAAGUUGUUGAAGAUUUAAUGGUGAAGUUGGUACCACUUUUGGAUAAUGAUGAGAAUAGGGAUAUUGCUAAAGCUGCAGGAAGGAGCAUUGCUGUUAUUUAUGAAUUAUACGAUUACAGAAAUGGUAGCCAAGACGAAGAUGAUGCUGAUGCCGAUGAAGAUUACAAUUUGAAUUCUCCCUAUUAUGAGCAAGAGUCAUUGAUAUCGAUAUUGACUCGAUUACUCAACUUGUCAUCAAAAAAAGUAUCAAAGAAGGAUAAACGCGAGAUCAGUUCAGUGUUUAGAAAUAUCAUCAAUACUAUUGAAACUUAUACUGCCAGUGACAAAAGACUACAAGUUUAUAAACGCACCGAGGAAGGUGCUGAGCUACUCAAUAGUUGUGUUGACACAGUGAGUAUUAAAUUGUCGAAAUAUAAGCAAGUGAAGGUGAAUACAUGGUUCCUUGCCACUAGAUUAAGACAUUUGAAGUGGUGCUUUAGUUUUGGAUUGCAUAGUCAGUUGGUGGCUAAUGAAUCAAUCAGAGAUGUGUUGAAAGAACCAGAAAAUGAAUAUUCUUAUGGAAGUGCUGCUGCUAAUGGUAUUAAUAUUGAUGAUAUUGAUGAUAAUGACGUAUUACAUGAAUACAUUGAUCAGAAACAUUCAAGUGAUGAGAAGCUGAGAAAUGAACGAAGAAAGAAGGAAAGGAUGGCCAAGAUUGAUGAUCAAUUGGAAGGGUUAAAUUUGAAUACGUAG